AUGCUGUCGAGAGCAAGUAGAAGGAUAGUUGACGGCAGGAUAAACCAAUUGCGUGCGCUGUCUAAGUGCACUGUUCAAUAUCAAACUUCAAAGAAGUCUCUUGGAAGAUUCUCGGUGAAUAAGGAUGAAGGAGUGAACGACACAGUGCAUUUAAAUCCAACCUCUGGGACUCUGGGAUCCACUUGGAAAUAUGCUCUAGGUCUAAUUGCAGCUGGGUCUCUUACAUACUACUAUGUCAAUAACGAGCGUAAGCUGUUACAGACAGAGAAAGAGCAAGAAGCUAAUCGAUUAUACGGGGAGAAGUUUGUCGGUGGACCAUUCCGGUUAGUAGAUACAGAGGGGAGAUCAUUCACUGAGAAGAAUCUAGAAGGAAAGUUCUCCCUGCUGUAUUUUGGUUUCACACACUGUCCCGACAUAUGUCCCGAGGAGCUAGACAAGAUGAAUGAUUGGAUCAUUGGCCUUGAAAGCAAGGGGUUAUCUGUACAACCUAUAUUUAUAACGUGCGAUCCAAUUCGUGACACUCCAGAAGUUGUGAAAGAAUAUCUGAAGGACUUCAAUCCCGGUAUGAUAGGUCUCACAGGUACUUAUGAAGCGAUUAAAGAUGUCUGCAAGAAAUACAAGGUCUAUUUUUCCACUCCCGAAAACGCUGAUCCCAAGAGCGAUUACCUUGUGGACCAUUCGAUAUUCUUUUAUUUGAUCGAUCCUGAAGGCAAUUUCAUUGAUGCUUUGGGUAGAAUUUAUGAUGAAAAAUCAGGACUAGAGAAAAUUAUACAGAAUAUUAAGGCCUACACUCCAAAAGAGGAAAGAGAACGUAGAAAUAAGAGCUGGUAUUCGUUUUUAUUCAAAUAA
Molecule: messenger RNA, 849 nt
Organism: Nakaseomyces glabratus
Lineage: Eukaryota; Fungi; Ascomycota; Saccharomycetes; Saccharomycetales; Saccharomycetaceae
Gene: SCO2
Product: putative thioredoxin peroxidase SCO2
Biological process (GO): intracellular copper ion homeostasis; mitochondrial respiratory chain complex IV assembly
Cellular component (GO): mitochondrial inner membrane
Molecular function (GO): copper ion binding; copper chaperone activity
Source: RefSeq, a predicted model, not a curated record